This is a messenger RNA of Dibothriocephalus latus, 1257 nucleotides long. Lineage: Eukaryota; Metazoa; Platyhelminthes; Cestoda; Diphyllobothriidea; Diphyllobothriidae. The record is from the annotation of a GenBank genome assembly.
AUGGAGCACACUCAUCUUGUGAAGGGUCUUGAUUACGUUCUGCUGCAGAAAGUGCGCAUGGAGAUUCAAAGCAAGGAGCAAGAGGCAGAUGAGAUGCUAAAUUCGGAACUAGAGAAGCCGCUGGAUAGAAAGGAGGAGACCUUGCAAGUUCGUACUCGUCUUGCAGCCAACCUCCUCGAAAUUCUUUUCAAGAAGAAGGAGCGAAAUGAGUACUUCCAGCCUGGUCGCAUGGCGUAUCGAGUUGAUCUGGAAGAUGAGCUGGCAGAAUUCGAUGUACCAGCUACGGUUAUUCGUAGCAAAGCGGACUGCCCCUACGUUGAUCAGCAGGAGUCAGGAGCCCUGACAACUAACGAUAUUGUCAUAAAUAAACUCACGCAGAUCUUCUCCUAUCUUCGAGCUGGCCGACGGCAGGCGAAAAAGGCCAAGGCUAAAUUACGCAUGGCUCCCAAUGACCCCGAAGCAGACUAUCCUGAAGUGGUGGCUGAAAAUAAAAAUCGGAAACCGGCUGUACACAUUCCCAUUUAUGAGGAUGUGCCGAGUGAAUACAUCCCUCCAGCGCCCUCCGCUGCUCGUUCGGGUGCCAACAAUCAAACACAGUCAUCCGGUAAAGCCUCAUCCCGGUCCGAUCGGCACGGAGAGGCUGAGCGUCGGUGGGACAAACCCUCACAGGGUAGCGAACAACCCAAGUCACGUUACUUCGAGCGACCCGAACCGGAGGUCGGCAAUGAAGGGGGCACAAGUGCUAAUGCGCCUGUAAAUGGGUCCAUAGCCGCGACCAAUGAAUUUUUGCGCGACUUGACCGCCAAGUACGGCGCCAAAAAGGAGGACGAGGGAGUUAAGGAAAAGGCCAGUCUGGAACGCUUACUUAAAAAGUCGGAGAUCUCAGGUUAUGAUGAGUGUUAUCCUGGCUUUGCUGAAUCCUAUGAUGCGAUGGGGGACUCAGACGACGAGACUGACUUCAGCAAAAUGGAUUUGGGUAAUAAGAAGGGCCCCAUUGGGCGCUGGGACUUUGAGACCCAGGAGGAGUAUGGCGAAUACAUGUCCAACAAGGAGGCCAUGCCGAAGGCCGCCUUCCAGUACGGUGUGAAGAAGCCCGAGGGUAGGCGUACUCGCCGACUUGGUGGCGGUGGGGCUGGUCCAGGUCAGCAGCGCAACGACAAGGUCGAUCGCGAAUGGCAGCAAAUUCAGGCCAUCAUCAGCAAACGCAAGCAACAAGCAGACGACGAUGGACCCUCGUCAAAGGCUGCCAAAACUUAA